CGCGAGCGCGUCUUCCCCGCGCGCAGGUUCCUCCACAGCCUGGGCGCCAUCUUCUCCUUCAUCUCCAAGGACGCGGUGGCCAAGGUGCAGAUCAUGGAGAGCUACUGCGGCGGCGAGCAGCGGGACAAGUACGUGUCGCUGCAGUCCAUGGUGGAGUACGAGCUGGCCAACGGGCUGGUGGGCGUCCAGAAGCGGUCGGGGGGGGCCGACUCCGGCUGCCGCACCGUCCUGCGGCUCCACAGGGCCCUGCGCUGGCUGCAGCUCUUCCUGGAGGGGCUGAGAACCGGCCGGGAGGACUCCCGGACGUCUGUCAUCUGCACGGACUCCUACAACGCUUCCCUGGCUACCUACCACCCCUGGGUCGUUCGCAAGGCUGCCACGGUGGCCUUCUGCGCGCUGCCACCCCGGAAUGCCUUCCUGGAGAUCAUGAACGUGGGCACGCCCGAGGAAGCGGUCGCUAUGCUGGGCGAGGCCUUACCCUACAUCUGCGACGUCUACGGCAUCACCCAGGAGCUCUUUGCCCAGCAUAAGCUGCUUGACCUUCCCUGACAGGAGAGAUGUUAAAGAGCCACAACACAUCCCAGCAGAACCGGGAUGAACGGGGGUGAAACACGAGCAUUUCCACAGACGCACAAGCAUCUGGUUCUCUGUCCACGGGCACUCUCCCUUUCCUUUUCCAUUACGGAGCUGACAGGUUGGCAAAGCUAUUCAGGAUGCUUCACUUUAUAUAAGAGGAAAAAAAAAAGUACCAAUUUUUUUUUAAUAUGUACAUAUAUCUGCCUGUGUGUAGAGCUCUAUGGCAAGAAACACUAUUAAUAGCUUUUUUUAAUUCCUGGAUUCACCUUCAACUCUCCAGCUAGUCUGGGAGGGUGAGAUUAGUUUCUUUAAGCCAAACACUGCAGCUUCUGUGCAUUUACACCGAUAGUGAGGACCUCGUGUGACAGUAGAGCUUUCAGAUGGGGUGUCUGAACACGUCACCUGUGAGCUCACUCAGCCACUUUUGUUUACAAGCUGCUCCCUUGAAUAGAUCAGGGAGGGGCUGCUCUCUGUUAUCCUUUAACCUUGAAAAUAUAAUCCCAGGUAAUGUAGUUCUGAAAGGAAGCUCUUUUCUUUGCAGUCACAGAUUCGUGAUUGCUUCUGCUAAUUCUGUGUCCCCUAGAAUUAAAGCAGGAAAUGGUGCUCUAUGUCAUUGCUCUAAGAGACUGUUUUUCCUUUGGAUCCGUGCACAUUAAAUCAGGACCUGCCUUCUAUGUAGCUUCCCCUGCCCGUUAAUCUAUGCUUUAUGCGUCUUGGGAUGUUUUUAGUAUGUCCUGCACAAUCCUUUAUAUCCAGCUAAGACUGCAGACUGUACCUGAUCUAUUUGUCGGCCAUGCUUCUAAAUUGUGUUCUCAAAAUUUAUAUUUUUUUUUUUAAAGAAUGUGUCAAAUGCCUACAAAAAUUACUUUUCUCACUGGGGAGCAAUCCAAACUUGUACUGUAAGUCACUACUUUGUGAGGUUUAUGGCUUCUGUUGCAAAUUGCUGUAUAUAUAUACACACCAGAGUAUCUUAAAAUGCAGUUUACUUAGCUUUCUGAAAGCUGAAAAAGCACUAUAUUGUUAGUUCAGGAUGAUGUGAAUAUUUGGGGGAGGAGGGAGAAUCCCACUGGCUGUACCGUGUUUUGAUUGUAUCAGAGGGGAUUUAUUUGGGCCUAAUGUAACACUGCGUGAUUCAGGAAAUCACAGCUGCCUCACGGAAGUUAACUGGACAUUAAAUUAUGUGAAUAACA
Messenger RNA from Athene cunicularia (burrowing owl), 1766 nucleotides. RefSeq names its product ceramide-1-phosphate transfer protein (gene CPTP). Gene Ontology annotation, cellular component: cytosol; cytoplasm; membrane. The annotation marks the transcript as partial. Gene Ontology annotation, biological process: intermembrane lipid transfer; ceramide transport. The transcript has a single exon. Gene Ontology annotation, molecular function: ceramide 1-phosphate binding; ceramide 1-phosphate transfer activity. Lineage: Eukaryota; Metazoa; Chordata; Aves; Strigiformes; Strigidae. The record is from RefSeq and is a predicted model, not a curated record.